UCAUGAUCAAGCAAUAUUCUUAUUGGGUGGGGGAAAGCUCUGCGUAUCUCACGCGACGUCAUCACGCACUUUUCCAACCUGCCCUUGAAGCCACAACACAGGCAAGAUGGUUGCAUACUGGAGACAGGCAGGCCUAAGCUACAUCCGCUUCUCCGCUAUCUGCGCUAACGCGGUGCGGGCUGCUUUGAAGCCGCAGUUCAAAGUCGAGGCAAUAAAGGCCGCAGAAUCCAGUGUGAAAGUCCUCAAACCCAAAACAGCAUGAUAUGAGACCAUGAUGUAGAUAUGUUUUUCCUUGAGUUGUGAGGUCCUGUCCUGCAAUCUGUGGAGAAUAAAGGGGGAAAAAAUGGAUGGACAUCAAGAUGACCUGUUUAGAGACUGGGGACCUGAGUGAAAUUGCUGUUUCCCCCCACCCCUCUUCAUUUGUAAUUAAAAUUGUAUUAAAGAUGAAUAUCGGAAAUA
This is a messenger RNA of Micropterus dolomieu (smallmouth bass), 459 nucleotides long. RefSeq names its product ATP synthase F1 subunit epsilon (gene atp5f1e). The record is from RefSeq and is a predicted model, not a curated record. The coding region runs from base 107 to 262 and encodes 51 amino acids. Gene Ontology annotation, cellular component: mitochondrial inner membrane. Gene Ontology annotation, biological process: proton motive force-driven mitochondrial ATP synthesis. Gene Ontology annotation, molecular function: proton-transporting ATP synthase activity, rotational mechanism. Lineage: Eukaryota; Metazoa; Chordata; Actinopteri; Centrarchiformes; Centrarchidae. The transcript has 3 exons.